AUGUUGCUGAAUUUAGAGGAUGAGCUUUUCCGGGCGGCAGAGGAAGGUGACUUGGAUGUGGUGAAGGAGCUGAUUGAAGACACCGGCCCGGAGGUUCGUGAGGAGGACACAAACGCCACACUGCUUCAUGCUGCUGCUGCGAACGGUCACGUGGACUUGGUCAUCUUCCUUCUCACUCUGAUUAGUCCCAACACAACGGAUAACAAUGGACAAACUCCAGUUCACGUGGCUGCCAGAGAAGGCCAGCUGCCCACUCUGGAGGUAUUACUGAAGGACGAGCAGUUUAAUGCAGAGCGACUGGACAACAGUAACAGAUCUUUUAAGGAUUUAUUAUCCGUGCCCCUCGUUGAAGCUGUGUUGAACUGGAAAGUUACAACUCUCACCAAGCUUCUUGAGCUUGGUGCUGACCCUGAUCACAAAUUAGCAGGUUUAGUCGACGGAUUACUGGCUAGAGAGCUUUCAGUCACUACGCCACGUGAACUGGCCAUCUCCCUCAGCAGGCACAGCUUUGUUAACAAGUUCAAUGAGGUGACUGCAGUUCGCUUAGUAGUUGGCCAGAUCGCCUCAGAUCCUGUUGCAUGUGCAACCCUAGCAAGUGGCAUCCCAAGAUCUAUAUUUGCAAUAUCUUUGCUACAAGCCUCUUUCGCCAAUUUGUCUACGUGGUCGUGCUUGCGUCUAACCAACACGAGAUGGUAUCCAUACACAUUGGAUGUUAAAAUUGCGCUCUCUCGCAUAAGUUACGUCACGCUUGAUGCAGUUCGCAAUUCCCUCAUCACCAUCUGUUUUGAAGGAACUUAA
Penaeus vannamei (Pacific white shrimp) is the source of this 798-nucleotide messenger RNA. The record is from RefSeq and is a predicted model, not a curated record. NCBI's taxonomy places the organism in Eukaryota, Metazoa, Arthropoda, Malacostraca, Decapoda, Penaeidae.